Prunus armeniaca (apricot) is the source of this 309-nucleotide messenger RNA. Lineage: Eukaryota; Viridiplantae; Streptophyta; Magnoliopsida; Rosales; Rosaceae. The record is from the annotation of a GenBank genome assembly.
AUGCUUUCGUUCCUGAGGCUUGAAAUCGAUGGAAACCUUAGGAUUUACACUUACUACGAAGACGUAAAUUGGGGUGCAUGGGAGGUAACCUUCACACUUUUCAGUAGAGAUUUACCACAAUGGGAAAUCAGUGAGUGUGAAUCGCCCGAGCGAUGUGGGAAGUUUGGCCUUUGUGAGGACAACCAAUGCGUUGGUUGCCCAUCGUCCAAGAGACUAUUGAUUUGGAGCAAGAGCCGUGUGCCUAAGAAGCUAAGUUCUUGCCUUCUUGCGAGGCAAACAGCUUUCAUUACUAUAAAGUUGAAGGAGUAG